Messenger RNA from Lachancea sp. 'fantastica', 5142 nucleotides. The record is from the annotation of a GenBank genome assembly. NCBI's taxonomy places the organism in Eukaryota, Fungi, Ascomycota, Saccharomycetes, Saccharomycetales, Saccharomycetaceae.
AUGGAUUUGAUACAAGGACUGAUACAGCCACCAAAGGUCCAGACUGUAGAUGACACAAUUCCCACGCUAUGCGAUCGAGUUGAAAAUGCCACUCUGCUAAGCGACCGAAGAUCGGCAGUCCUGGGCCUCAAGUCGUUUAGUCGAAGCUAUAGAGAAACGGUGAUUGCUUCAGGUCUCAAACCAUUGAUAGCUACGCUCAAGAAAGAUGCAGAAGAUGAAGAUUCGGCGAAAGCUAUCCUGGAGACGCUGUUGAUCUUAUUUAUUCGUGGUGAAGGCAAUGCGGAUUUGACUCGUAAUUGGAUCUCGCAAGAAUCCAGGCUCAAAAAUGGGAAAUAUCCUUCCCCGCUAGUUAUGAAACAAGAACAAGUGGAAAACGAAUCGGUAGAUCAGUUUUCGCUCUGGAUCGCAGAUUUUAUGACCCAAACAGACGAAUUGGUGCACUUGUUUGUUCGAUUGCUGGAAAAUGGAAACUUUCAUAUCAGACUGUACACGAUACAGCUUCUAGAGGCCUUCGUUGCGUCUCGUGCAUCCAGAACUCGGGAAGCCAUUAUAUCGCUACCUGUAGGAGUGUCCACACUAGUGGGACUCCUAGAAGAUGUCCACGAACCCAUUCGUGAUGAGGCAGUCUUACUGUUAAUGGCUCUGGUCAACAACAGUGCACAUAUUCAGCAUUUAGUUGCAUUUGAAAAUAUAUUUGAGAAACUUUUCAAUAUCAUUCAGGAAGAAGGCGGGCUUCGGGGGUCGCUAGUGGUAAGCGACUGUUUAUCAUUGAUCGUUAACAUUCUGAAAUACAAUGCUUCAAACCAAAUACUCUUUGUGGAGACCGGAAACCUCCCUCAUAUGGCAAAUCUUUUAAACGAUCCUAUGGAAGACGAAUUUCAUUGGAAUGAUACAAGAGUUCUCAACAUAAAAACUGGACUGACGAUAUUGAUGCUUAGCGUUGAUCCCGAUAAUAAUGCUACACCCAAACAUCAAAAUAUGCUACUAGAGUCUCAUUUGUUGAUGAUUACAUUGAGGCUGGCGCUUAUGCCCACCGUGCCAAACUCGGUACGUCCUUUUGCACUUCUCGCUGCCGCUGACAUGAUUCAAGAUAACGAAAGAGUUCAAUCCGAACUCCAAAAAAUUGAUGUUCCGCCCUUCGACCCCAGCACAGCUGCUCGAACUGCAGACCAGACAAGAUUAGUGCCUAUAACUGAGCUAGUGAUGAAUUGGUGUUUUUUCGCCAAUUCCAUUCAUACUUUUGAGAUCAGACAGGCAUCUUCAGAGCUCAUAAAGGCCUAUUUAAAGAACAAUCAAAGUUUGCAGUUGAAGUUUGUCAAAGAUCAGAUAAAAAUUUAUGAAAACUCAGACCACCUCGAUGACGAAGCUGUCAAUGACCACUAUUCGGCAGGAAUCUUCAACGUACUUUUGGAGUACGAUCCCGAUCUAAAGCUCAAUCCCUAUAAACUGUACUUCGCAUCGGAUCUGUUGUUUUUUUUGUUACAUGGGGAAUCAGAACUUGAAAUAAGAGACCUUAUUCGAAAAAUCGAAUGUAAAGGUACCGAUUCAAUGGAUGAGACUGGAGAAUCGAUGAGUCCAGUGCAAACAGUAUUGGAGCUUUUGCUAACUUCACUGUCUCUUGAAGACUCGAGGGUACCCAUAUCAUACUUGUGUCUUCUAAUAUUCUGGCUCUUUGACGACCCGACUGCAGUUAGUUCAUUUCUUUCCGAUAAGACAGUGCUCCAAUCACUCAUCUCAUACACAUCCCAGAUGAAAGAAGACGAUGUCACAGUAAAUUGCUUGGUUUCUGUCCUCCUAGGGGUUGCUUACGAAUUCUCUUCAACGGAAAGUAAGGUUACUCGCGCGGAUUUUUUUGAGCUGCUGGUAAAAAGCGUCGGGGUCAAUAACUACAUGUCAAAAAUACGGCAAUUUUGGGAAAACUCCCUCUUCGCUGAUUCUGAGACUAACGACAAUCUUCUUGGCGCAUUUGAGACAGAUUCGACAGGUUUACCAAAAGUUUACUUCAGUCCAUUUUUCACAAAGCUGCUAAAAGACAAUUUUUACCAGAUUCAAAGUGCUUUAAAAAGAGGACCGGAAUAUAAAAGUGUUGCUAAAAUCUCUUUUGAAUCCUACGAAGAUCUUCGCCAGGAAAAACUUGAUUUGGAGAAUGAAUUCUCGAAGCUAGAAAUAGAGUCAAAGAAACGGAUCGAGGAAAUCCAAGUUUCAUUGCAGGAAGCUAACAAGCAAUUUAGUGAAGCCGAAGAGCAGAACAUACAAUGUACUUCGGAGUUGGCCAAUAAAUCUGAGGAGAUUACCACGUUACGAGACCAACGAGAUGAACUGAAGCGCACUUUGGCCUCUUUGCGAGAAGAACAUAAAGUUCUAGUACAGGAUCAUGAAAAGAUAAUGCCUCGAAUAACUAGCCUCGAAGAAGCGGCAUCGCUUAAGGCCGCCACCAUACAGAAACUCGAAAGGGACUUGGACAGCGCUACAAGAGGUAGAAAGGCAGCAGAGGACGGAAUCAACAAAAUGAACAGGGAGCUUUUCACUUUGUCUAAAGAGAAGGAUCGUCUAAAAAGCGAGUCAACGAAAGCCACGGCUGAGCUGGAAAAUAAACUCAAGACUAUGCGUGAUGACCUGCAAAAGCUGGAAACCAAAAAGAGCUCUUUUGAAGAUGAGCUUGGCAUAACCGCUUUGAAUUUAAAAAAACUGACAGAGGAUAAACAAAAGGCGGAAGCUGAGACCUCCUCGUUGCAAAAGGAGCAGGUAGACCUCAAUUCUCGGUUGAAAGACCAAGAGCAUCUAGUCUCCAAGCUGUCCGCCAAGCUCAGAGAGCUUGCUGAAACUUGCAAACAGCUCAGCAAAGAAAAGGCCGAAAAGCAAGCAGAAAUCGACUCUCUUACCAAAGGAAACAGCGAAAAAAUGUCAAAGCUUGAAAGUGAACUUAGACGUGUCCAGGAACGGCUGAAGGCAUCAGAAAAUGAGAGGUCUAGCUUGAGUCAAGAAGUCGAGUCUUUGACAUUGGCUAGCCACGAAAGAGACGGCAUCAACAGAUCGUUGUCUCAACAGAAUGAAAUCUCGACAAAAAAACUGAAAAUGUUCGCGGGCUCUCUCGCUGAGGUGAAGACUUUAUGUGGUCAUCUCAGAAAAGAGCUAUCGAACAUACUGGUAGGAAACAGCCUUCUUACCGAGCGCUUCCAAAAACUGCAAAAAGAUCAUGAACAAAAGUCCCAAGAGUUGAUAGAGAAAGCCGCUUUUUACAAGACUCAAAACGAGAAAUGGGAUAAUGAAAGAAAGCUUGCUUUAGAAAACAUCGAAAAGAUGAAGACAACAAAAUCUGAGCUUGAACAAAAAGUAAAAAAGUUGAGUUCCGAACGAAUGAAGGCGUUGGACGAUUUGUCAAAGCUAAGCGCCGACCAUGAUAAAGAGCAUCAAAGUGGGAUUGAGCAAAGACUUAUUCUCGAAGAGAAGCUGACGAAUCUAGAAAAGCAAAGACGGGAAGAUUCCAAACAAUCUGAGGGUUUGCAAUCUGAGAUAAUAGACCUGCAGGGAAAGUGUAAGGAGCUUGAAUCGAGCCGUAAAGAAUUGUUUGAGAGCUCUGAAGCUUCCGCACUGAAAGCGGCCGACGACCUUAUGAAUUUACAGACAAAAUAUGCACAACUUUCCGAGAAUCAUGAAAAAUGCUCAGUAGAACACGAGCGCAGUGCAACUGCGGCGCAAGAAGCAGAGUCAAAAUCUCUUGGUCUCGAAAAAAAGGUGCAGGAACUUCACUCCACUUUGCAGGAGCAAGAAAGUAUCGCAGCUGCCGGGGAGCUUAAACUUUCUGAGUUUGAGGGUGAUCUCGAUACUGCCAAGUCUGCCGUAAUUGCAAAAGACACAGAACUGGAAAAGGUCAAAGCAUCGCUCGUCGAAUCAAAAGAAAACUAUGCGAUUCUGGAAAAAGAACAGGGCGACUCAAAGAUGAAGUCAGAAAGUGAAAACAGGUUUUUAUCUGGUGAGAUCGAGCGACUCAAGCAAAUCAUGAAGGAGAAAAAAGCUGAGCUAGAGGAAGAAAGAAAGCAAUUUACAGAAGGGUCUGCGAGCGUUACUGAAAGCUACUUGAAGAAGGUUAGCGAUCUAGAAGCCAAGCUUGAGGCACUAGAAUACACACAUGUGGAAAAGUUGGAGACUUUUGAGAAAGCAAAAACUGAACUCACGAGCUUGCUCAAGAAAUCUGAAGAAAAAGCGGUUGAAGCAGCUCGAAAGCUGGGACAAGUGAAUGAAAAGCUAGCGAAGACCCUCGACUCCCAAGAGAAAAGCAAAGCAAGUCACAAAAAAUUAGAAGAUUCACAACGGGUGCAGAUUGAGGAUGCUGCUAGUCAAAUGAAAGAACUUAAAUCUACAAUCGCCCACCAGGAACAGGAAAUAGUUUCUAUGAAGCUCGAAAUGUCCCAAACAGCAUCAACGUUAAAAAGUCGGGAACAGAAAAUUAUUGGUUACGAGACACAGAUUGAUAAAUUCAAGGAAACGGAAAAAUCCCUGCAGCUUUCUGAGAAAAAUGCGAGAGUAGCUUCUGAAACGUGUGAAGCAGAGGCCAAUGCUGCUAGAGACCAAUCGAAGAAACAACUAAUAGAGUUUGAGAAGGGUUCGGAAGCUUUCAAAAAGAGAAUCAGCGGACUAGAAGUUGAUCUGAAAGACAAAAACAAUGCUUUGGAAGAGCUAAGAACUCAAAUGAAAGAGCAUAUAAAAUCAAAUGAGAAGCAUGAGCGGACCCUCAAUGAUUUGCACCAGGUUAAGUCAACAAAUGUGAGCCUAACCAUGGAAUUGGAAACCGAAAAAAGUGCGAAGGAAGCCGCGAUCACUGAAGUACAGGAGUUGAGAAAAACUAACGUAGUUAUUUUGGACAAACUGAGACUAUGCGAAAAUGACAAGGAAGAAAAGAGCGACUAUGGUGAGAAAGACAAGCUAGUGACAGAGCUGGGCUUACAAGUUGAAAAUUUGAAACUCGAAUUAAAAGAUUGGAAAUCGAAAGCUUCGGACCGCUCUGAGGUUGACGACUUAAUGCUUCUCGUUUCUGAGCUCGACGAAAAAAAUAGCAAGUAUCGCGCCAAGCUAGAACUUUUGGGAAGUGAAUUUUCCUCGGAUGAGGAAGAGGAAGAGGAUGAGGACGGUGAUGAGAGAUAA